AUGGUGGAAAAGGCCUCUUGCUACAUCAAGGUAGAAGAAGCUCAGGCUGCUAGAAGGAAGGCCGAGAAGACGGUGGCCCCUGGCAAUCGACCUGAAAGGAGAGUGCCCCAGCCGGCUCAGCCCUUUCAGCGCGUCCAGCCCAGACCUGCCCCUCAGCCCGCUCAGGGGGCGUACUGCACGUAUCAUCGGUCCCGUACGCACGAUCUCAGCAACUGCUUCCAAUUCGCUCGUGAUUCUAGGCGGGCUGCUGAACAAGGCUUGCCACCCCCGGAGUUAGCGCCUCAAAUACAAAGGAUGGAAGAAGAGCGAGCCGCAACUGGACGCGCUCAUCAGACCCAGCCCAAUCUGGCCGGCCCCUCUAAUCAGGCUGGUCCCCGGGAAGAUCAAAGAGAUGCCGGAGAGCUGGAAAGCCGGGGUAACGCCGCUGUGAGAGAGAUCGGCAUGAUCUCAAGAGGGCCCACCGAUAGGGACUCGGGCCGGGCUCGUAAAUCACAUAGCCGGCAACUAUAUGUAGGGGCUGUGGGAUGCAGCUACGAGCAGGCAUCUGGCCCUGUCCUUAGCUUCGGGCCCCAAGACUUGGAGGGUUUAGAACUGCCCCAUGAUGACGCUCUCAUAAUUAAAGCUGUCAUCGCUAACAUCCAAGUAGCUCGGGUCUUCGUGGAUACAGGGAGCUCAGCCAAUAUCCUGUUCAAAGCUGCGUUUGAGGAGAUGCAAAUCGACGCCGAGGAGCUCCAGCCCGUGACCACCUCUUUAUACGGGUUCACAGGUAACGAGGUCAAACCCAUGGGCCAGAUCAAGCUGGCCAUCUCCUUAGGCACUGAGCCGCUGGUGCGCACUAGGAGGAGCACCUUUAUCGUGGUAGAUUCGCCUUCCUCCUACAACGCCAUCCUGGGGAGACCAGCUCUGCAUGAGUUCUAG
Messenger RNA from Zingiber officinale, 918 nucleotides. RefSeq lists its product as uncharacterized. The transcript has a single exon. The record is from RefSeq and is a predicted model, not a curated record. NCBI's taxonomy places the organism in Eukaryota, Viridiplantae, Streptophyta, Magnoliopsida, Zingiberales, Zingiberaceae. The coding region runs from base 1 to 918 and encodes 305 amino acids.